AUGUCUCGCCGUUACGAUUCCCGCACAACCAUCUUCUCGCCGGAGGGUCGUCUCUACCAGGUCGAAUAUGCACUCGAGGCUAUCUCCCACGCCGGUACUGCCAUUGGCAUCCUCGCUAAGGACGGCAUCGUUCUGGCUGCGGAGCGCAAGGUGACGUCGAAGCUGCUGGAGCAAGACACAUCGGCGGAGAAGCUGUACAUCGUCAACGAGUAG
Colletotrichum truncatum is the source of this 213-nucleotide messenger RNA. Lineage: Eukaryota; Fungi; Ascomycota; Sordariomycetes; Glomerellales; Glomerellaceae. The record is from RefSeq and is a predicted model, not a curated record.